Molecule: messenger RNA, 1854 nt
Organism: Culex pipiens pallens (northern house mosquito)
Lineage: Eukaryota; Metazoa; Arthropoda; Insecta; Diptera; Culicidae
Product: beta-catenin-like protein 1
Exons: 3
Coding region: 110-1810 (566 amino acids)
Cellular component (GO): spliceosomal complex
Source: RefSeq, a predicted model, not a curated record
CAUCAUCAUCGUUUGUUUACGAAAUUUGAAUCGAUUCGAUCUCGUUGCAAAGUUGUUUUAAUUAGUUUUCACGAAAUUUUGAGGGAAAUUCAAACAAAUUCUGCCCAAAAUGGACGUAGGCGAGUUGCUAUCGUUCAAGCCGGAACAAACGCCGAAGCGGCCGUCCGACUUUGACAACGAUGAGGAUUCCGGGGACGACACGUCGUCCGUGGUUUCAGCCGGACCCGCUCCCAAGUCUCGCAAAUCCGAACAACAGGCGAACGUUCGCACCAAAGUGGUCGUUCCGCAGAAGGAGCCCCAAAUCAGCGAGCAGGAGCGGUUGGACAUUCUCAAGUUUGUCGAAACGGAGGAGGUUGAGGGUGGCGAAGUGAUGGAUGAGGCUGGGUUGAAGAAGAUUCUGCUGUUGUUUGAGAAGCGGGUGCUGAAGAACCAGGAAAUGCGCAUCAAGUUCCCGGACAAUCCGGAGAAGUUUAUGGAGAGCGAAAUUGAGUUGAACGACAUUAUUCAGGAGUUGCACGCGGUCGCGACCGUUCCGGAUUUGUAUCCGCUGCUGGUGGAGCUGAACGGGGUGUCCAGUUUGCUGGAGCUGUUGUCCCAUCAGAAUACGGACAUUAGCGUGGCCGUUGUGCACCUGUUGCAGGAGUUGACCGACGUGGACAUUUUGCACGAAAGUUUGGAAGGGGCGGAAACGUUGAUUGAAGCGUUGCGGAAUCAACAAGCCGCGGGAUUGCUUGUUCAGAAUCUGGAGAAGCUUGACGAAGGCGUAAAGGAGGAAGCCGAUGGCGUGCACAACACGAUGGCCAUUUUUGAGAAUUUGAUGGAGAUCAAGUCGGAAAUUGCCAAAGAAAUAGCCGAACAAGGUUUGAUGCAGUGGAUCUUGAAAAGGCUUCGCAUGAAGAUGCCAUUCGACGCUAACAAGUUGUACUGCAGUGAAAUAAUGUCCAUUCUGCUGCAAGACACCAACGAGAAUCGGAUUCUGCUUGGGAAUAUAGAUGGCAUUGACGUGCUGUUGCAACAGCUGGCUGCUUACAAGCGACACGAUCCGACCUCCACCGAAGAGCAGGAAUUCAUGGAAAACCUCUUCAACAGCCUCUGUUCGGCGCUGAUGGCCGCGGAAAACCGCGAAAAGUUUCUCAAGGGUGAAGGACUUCAGCUGAUGAAUCUGAUGCUGCGCGAGAAGAAACUUUCCCGAAAUGGCUCGCUCAAGGUGCUGGACCACGCCGUGUCCGGACCGGACGGGCGUGACAAUUGCAACAAGUUUGUAGACAUUCUUGGGCUGCGAACCAUCUUUCCGCUGUUCAUGAAGACGCCUAAACGGAACAAAAAGCGCUUGCUCAGCACCGACGAGCACGAGGAGCACGUCGUUUCGGUCGUGGCCAGCAUGCUGCGGAACUGCAAGGGACCACAGCGCCAGCGCCUUCUCGCCAAGUUCACCGAGAACGACUUUGAAAAGGUCGAACGACUGAUGGAACUGCACUUUAAAUAUCUGGAAAAGGUGGAGGAAGUGGACCGUGAAGUUGAUCAACAAAUUAACGCCGGCGAGGAAGAGGAGGACGAGGACGCCAUCUACAUCAAGCGCCUCUCGGGUGGGCUUUUCACGCUUCAGCUGAUCGACUACAUCAUUCUGGAGAUCAGCUCGACCGAUGUGGUGAAGCAGCGCAUCCUGCAGAUUCUGAGCCUGCGCAACGCCUCGAUGAAGACGAUCCGGCACGUGAUGCGCGAGUAUGCGGGCAAUCUGGGCGACGCGGGUGAUUCGGACUGGCGGGAGCAGGAACAGGCGCACAUUAUUCAGCUGGUGGAUCGCUUUUAAUUUUGGUUGAGUGCGCUUAGGAUAAAAUAAAUGAGUUCCACGUA